AUGUUGCGGCGGUUUGUUUCGAGAAGCAUGUCCGGGCCGGAGCUCAGCGCACGGUCGGCGGGGGCGGUUUCCCCUGUUCAGAUCCAGGCUUCCGGAAGCUCAUCGCUGACUUUAAAUGCCACGGAGGCCAAGCGUAGGACGACACAGGACAAGAAGCACCUGAAGCGAGCUCUGUCCACCAUCGAGAAGGAUUCCCUUCGGUACAAGAGCAACCUCUUGAAGCCCUGGCUAGAUGAGAAUGGCCAGGUUAUCUGGCCGCAAUCCCGGAUCAGGGUUGCCAAGAUCGUUCUGUCGCAAAGCUUUGAGACGGUCAUGGGCUUGAUCAUCUCCGCCAAUGUGGUGAUCAUGAUUUUUGAGACUGACGCAGAUGCUACAUGUCACCGGCCCCCCAGUGGCACGGUUGCUGAUCCGAGCUAUAGCAUGUCCACCUGCACAUCCCAGAGCUCCUCGAUAUUGUGGCUGAGCAUCGUGAACUAUCUGCUACUGACCAUUUAUACAGUCGAGUGUGCCCUGCGUGCUUUUGUGGAACGCGGAGCCUACCCCUGGAAUAGGUGGAAUCAGAUCGAUCUCCUCACAGUUGUUUCGGGAUGGGGCUCGGCGCUCUUGGCUUCCACUCUUCCAAUCAAUGUUCUGCGGAUCCUCAGACUGAUCCGCCUGGUGCGAGCUGCUCGCGUCGUGAUCUCUGUGCCAGAAUUCUACAUCUUGGUCUCAGGUUUCACCUCAUCCUUCAAGGCCAUCCUGUUCGGAUCGGUCAUGCUUGUGUGUAUUAUCGUGGUGUGGUCGAUCAUCGUGGUCGAGGUUAUACACCCUGUGAAUGUUGGGCUCGACUACCCUGCUUCCUGUGACAACUGCCAUGCUAAAUUCAAGAGUGUUUGGUCAGCGAUGCUCACGAUUUUCCAACAAGUAGUUGCCGGAGAUUCCUGGGGAGAGACUUCUCUCCCCUUGGUAGAAGCAGAACCUUUGACCAUUCUCAUCCUGUUUCCCAUCAUGAUGACUAUCUCGUUGGGUGCCAUGAAUCUUAUUCUCGCAGUCAUCGUCGAGCGUGCGACGGAGGCUCGUGAGAACGACCAGGUGGAUGACUAA
Messenger RNA from Symbiodinium sp. CCMP2592, 1083 nucleotides. NCBI's taxonomy places the organism in Eukaryota, Dinophyceae, Suessiales, Symbiodiniaceae. The record is from the annotation of a GenBank genome assembly.